GCCGGUGGUGCUUGCUGUGCCCGCGUGGAACCCGCUCAAGGAGGCCGGCACUUGCAGCCACACACAGAGGGCCCCUCCCUCCGGCCCGGCGUGGCCUGGCAUGGCUGCGAUCCAGCCUGGGCAGCCCGGCCCUUACCUGGAACCCCGAAUGGGACCCAGGUCUGCCUCCGAUUCGGACUCGGACAGCCCGGCCUCUGGCAGAGCCCAGCCCGAUACGGGCUUCUCGGCCCACUCCCAGGUCAUCCACAGCGGACACUUCAUGGUGUCGUCUCCGCACAGCGAUGCCACCUCACGCCGCCGUCACCACCUGGCCGAGCCACAGCCUCCCGCCCCCCCGAGCAUCGACCCCACCCUGACGCGGCUCUUCGAGUGCAUGAGCUUGGCAUACAGUGGGAAACUGGUGUCCCCCAAAUGGAAGAAUUUCAAGGGCUUGCAGUUGCUUUGCCGGGACAAGAUCCGCCUCAACAAUGCCAUCUGGAGAGCCUGGUAUAUUCAGUAUGUGGAACGCAGGAGGACCCCCGUGUGCGGGUUCGUCACUCCCCUGGACGGCUCUGAGGCGGACGAGCACCGGAAGCCAGAGGCUGUGGUGCUGGAGGGGAACUACUGGAAGCGCAGGAUCGAGGUGGUGAUGAAGGAGUAUCACAAAUGGCGGAUCUACCACAAGAAGAAGCUCCACAGGUUCAGCCAGGAAGAGGCGGUCCCAAGCCCCAGACCGGAGGAGCAGGGCUGGGCCCGGACGGACCACUGGUGUGACCAGCUCUUUUGCAACGUGGUCCCGAUGCUGCUGAGGGACAAGGAGGAAGAGGAGGAGCGGAGGCAGCUCUUUGACGUGGACACCUUCCUCUCGGAUAUCUCGGACACGCUCUUCACCAUGACCCAAGGCAGCGGCCCCUCCCAGCCCUCGCCAGAGGAUGCCUACGCCGGCAAUGCGGACAUGAUCCAGCCGGACUUGACUCCACUGCAGCCCAACCUUGAUGACUUCAUGGAGAUAUCUGAUUUCUUCUCCAGCCCUCGGCCGCUGCCCGCACAGGCGCCCCUGAGCUACCAGGACCCGCCCUGCUUCGGGCCCGGGCCGGAGACCCUCUUUGGGAGCAGCGACGGGACCCUCCUCCCCAGCCCUGAGGAUGGCCUGCUCCCGCCAGGCCCACCCGUCUCUCCCGGCUUGUCCGGCCCUCGUCUCCAGCCCGCAGGAGGUGGCUCCACCGCACUCCACUCGCCCGGCUCCUUCCUCAGCCCCGGCCUCCCUGCUGCCCCCGUGGCCCCAGCUGCCCCAGGACUGGAGGGCAAGCAGAAGGCCCUCCUGCCCCACUCCUGCCCCAGCCUGGACCACUGCGGGCCUUAUGCCCCCCCGCCGGGCCCGGAUCCAGCCUGCCCCUCGGCUCCUGCGCCCCGGCCCAGGCUGCACCACGCCCCGCUCCUCUGCCCCGCGCCCCCCACACCGUGCUUUCCCCAGGACUUGCCCGGCUACAGCAUGGCCCGGCCCCCAGGGUACCCCCCCCACUUCAGUGCCCCCACGCUGCCCCCGGCGGGCACUGCUGGACCGAUCCGGGCCAAGGGGGUCAGCAGCAAGAGGGCCCCCAGGAGCAUGGCCUCCCUGCACGGAGCCCACCCGAACCCGUGCCUGGCACAGCGGCUGACCCCAGCCAAAGCGGAGCCCAGCCCAGAGGCCGAACCUGCACCCAGCCCAGCGCCGCUCCCGGCCUUCCUGGAAUCCCUGCCAAACGCCUUUUUUGCAGAGUCCAGCAGGUUCGUGCCGCGCGUGUCUCAGCCAAGCCCUCGGCUCUCGCCCGUCUCCAGCCCCCCACAGCGCCUCCCAGCCUCCCCACCGGCCCUGCUCGUGCCCAAGGCGGAACGGCUCUCGCCCACCCCAGCCUGCGCCAGGAGCUGGCAGACGACUGGCUCCCUCGAGGGCCCGGUUUCCACCUCUCACUUUGCAUGUGGCCGGAGCAGGACCGAGCCCAGCAAGGUGGAGAGCCGGCGCAUCACACACAUCUCGGCUGAGCAGAAGCGCCGCUUCAACAUCAAGCUGGGCUUCGACACCCUGCACAGCCUGGUGAGCACCUUGAGCUCCCAGCCCAGCCUCAAGGUGAGCAAGGCCACCACGCUGCAGAAAACGUCCGAAUACAUCUGCAAGCUGCAGCAGGAGCGGGCCGCCCUGCAGGAAGAGGCCCAGCGCCUGCGGGACCAGAUCGAGGAGCUAAACGCCGCCAUCAACCUGUGCCAGCAGCAGCUGCCGGCCACGGGGGUCCCCAUCACACGGCAGCGCUUCGACCAGAUGCGGGACAUGUUCGACAAGUACGUGCGCUCAUGCACCUUGCAGAAUUGGAAGUUCUGGGUGUUCAGCAUCCUCAUGCGGCCCCUCUUUGAGUCCUUCAACGGGAUGGUGUCCACCGCCAGCCUGGAGAGCUUCGGUGAGACAUCCCUGGCCUGGCUGGAUCAAUGCUGCUCGCUCCCGGCACUUCGGCCCGCUGUCCUGAGCUCUCUUCGCCAGCUGAGCAUUUCCACCUCGAUCCUGACCAAUCCGGCAGAUGUCCCAGAACAGGCCACCCAGGCGGUGACGGGGGCUGCCCCCAACAGUGGCUCCUCCUAGCCUCGGGGGACGGAGCUGCCCGGACACCUGGGGCCCGCUGGACGAAGAAGCGGCCCCUUCUCAGCACCAGAUGCCUUCUGCCUCUGCCGCUUCCCUCCAGACUCUCCCGCAACCCCAGCGCAAGAUCCAUGGGCCACGUCCUGCCCGCCCUCUUGCCCCACCCUGCCCAAGCCACGCCUGUGUAGCAGUGAAGGAUUUUGCCCUGAGCUGGAUCGUCUCCCUUUGCCUACUUCACCAACCCCCUCUGCACUCUAUGGGCAACCUGGUCUCCCUGAGCCUGUGUCUGAACAUUGGACAGGAGACAGAAGGUGGACUUGAUGGCGAAAGGGUGUCCCAUGCAGAACAACACACCCUUUUGCCUUGUUCCAACAGUGGAACAAUCAGGAUGGCUGUCCCUGAAGAGCCACGUUGUGGACGGGGAAGCUGGUGGGCGAAGAUGCACCGCUGUGCCGGAAGAGGCGCUCUCCCAGUCCUGGUGUCCACCACGCGCAGCAGCUGCAGUCCCCACGUCCCCAGCCAGAAAGGUACCAGGCUGGGGAAGGCUUUUGCACAGCUUGCUUUCAAGCAGUUCACCAGACCAGUAGCCCUUUCUCCUCUCUACAGUGGUGGUCCCAAACCAUUUUGAGCUCCACCUGGGUAACUUCCAAAUGGGUGGAGGGAACUCUGUGGACAUAAUCUACCUCGAUGUUAACAAAACUCCCUGUCCCUGUCCCGCCUUUUCUGUGGUCUGGAUUCCAAAAGCCCCCUUAUCCUCUGUUCUGUGGGCCAGCAUCAGAAUUCAAUGAAGAAACUUCACAUCUGACAGUAUCUGCCUUCUUUAUUUUAGUAGCUUCUCUCCAGAAAUCCAGGUGGAACAUUUGUAUUCCUUUGUCCUGCCAGCUUAAGAGGCCCAUGCUCUCCCUCAUGAGUGUGCCUGGCAGGAAGGGAAAGGGGGGGGGGGGGGAAGCAGCA
Messenger RNA from Varanus komodoensis (Komodo dragon), 3541 nucleotides. RefSeq names its product MLX interacting protein like (gene MLXIPL). Gene Ontology annotation, cellular component: nucleus. Gene Ontology annotation, molecular function: DNA-binding transcription factor activity, RNA polymerase II-specific; RNA polymerase II cis-regulatory region sequence-specific DNA binding; protein dimerization activity. The record is from RefSeq and is a predicted model, not a curated record. Bases 101 to 2590 code for a protein of 829 amino acids. NCBI's taxonomy places the organism in Eukaryota, Metazoa, Chordata, Lepidosauria, Squamata, Varanidae. Gene Ontology annotation, biological process: regulation of transcription by RNA polymerase II. The transcript is spliced from 17 exons.